AUGGGCCGCAUCAAGAAGUCCACCCGCAAGUUCGAAAAGAACCACCUCAAAGACACGCUCGACCAGCGCAAGGCCCAGGCCAAGAUCAAGCAGCAAUUCGCACUGCGGGACCGCAACAAGAAGCGCCGCAAGGACGAUCUCGGUAUCACCGACGACGACGAGGCCGCCGCGAAGGCGCGCGCUGAGCAGAAGGCCAAGGAGAAGCGCGAUGGGCCGGAGCUGUUUGAGGAUAUGAGCGUCGAGCAGUUCUUUCAGGGCGGCUUUGAGAUUCCUGAGGCUGGGGUGGUGCCGAAGAAGGGACGGAAGGGGAAGAAGGAGAAGGAGAAGGAGAAGGAGAAGAAGAAGGAGAAGGAGGGGGAGAAGAAGAGGAAGAGGGACGAGGAGGAGGCUGCAGCUGGGGAGGAGGAUGGAGAGGAGGAGGGGGAGGGCAGUGCGGAUGAGCUCGAGGCCCAUAUGAAGGAUCUCUCGGCGCUGGCCGAGAAGGACCCAGAGUUCUUCAAGUAUCUCAAGGAGAACGACGCCGAGCUGCUCGACUUCACGGCCGCCGAGCACGACGACCUCGCCGGCAUCGACGACCUCUCCGACGGCGAGAACGACGAGGACGAGCCCAAGAAGAAGAACAAGAAGCGCAAGAUGGCCAAAGCCGGCGCCGAGGACGCCAACUCCAGCACGGAGGUCACUCUCGAGGACGUCGCCGCCUGGAAGACCGCCCUCACCGAGCAGAACUCGCUCCGCGCGCUGCGCAACGUCGUGCUUGCCUUCCGCGCCGCCGCACACGUCAACGACGUGCAGGGCGAGAACCCCGCCGCGGGGGGCUACAAGUACUCCAUCACCAACCCGGACGUGUACCACGAGCUGCUCAUCGUAGCGCUCAAGCACGUCCCGGAUGCGCUGAACCACCAUCUGCCGGUCAAGGAGUCGGCCAAUGGGCGUGUGCGCGUGGCCAUGGAGACGAAGAAGUACCGCACGCUGAGCCCGUUGGUGAAGUCGCACAGCGCGUCGCUGCUGCAUCUGUUGCCGACGCUGACGGAUCCGGCGACGCAGAGGCUGCUGCUCAACUCGGCGGUGCCGCUGGUGCCGUAUUUUUUGUCGUUUAGGAAGUUCUUGAAGACUUUUAUUAAGACUGUCACUGAUAUCUGGUGCGCGCACUCGUCGGAUGAGACCACGAGGAUCACGGCAUUCUUGGUGAUCAGGAAGACGGCCGUCGUGGGCGAUGAGGGGCUGAAAGAUAUUUGUGCGAAGGCGCUGUAUGCGGGGCUGGUCAAGGCGAGUAGGCAGACGAGCGGGUAUACUAUGGCGGGUAUCAAUCUCAUGAAGAACUCGGCGGCGGAGGUCUUUGGAAUGGAGGGCAUGGAGAAGGUUGGAUAUCAGGUUGGCUUUGGCUACAUCCGCCAGCUCGCCGUGCAUCUGCGGAACAGCAUCACAAACAACUCUAAGGAGUCCUACAAAACAAUCUACAACUGGCAAUACGUCCACUCCCUCGACUUCUUCUCCCGCGUCCUCUCCACCCACUGCGACACCCUCACCGAAGCCACCCUCGGCCGCCCCUCGCCCCUGCGCCCGCUCAUCUACCCCCUCAUCCAAGUGACCCUCGGCGCCAUCCGCCUCAUCCCCACCGCACAGUACUUCCCCCUGCGCUUCUACCUCACCCGCUCCCUCCUGCGAAUCUCCCGCGCCACCGACGUCUACAUCCCGCUCUCGCCCCUCAUCUUCGAGGUCCUCUCCUCCGCCGAGCUCAAGAAGAAGCCCAAGCCCUCCACCCUCAAGCCCCUCGACUUCGGCACCACCAUCCGCGCGCCCAAGUCGUACCUGCGCAGCAAGACCUACCAGGACGGCGUCUGCGAGCAGGUCGUGGAGCUGCUGGCCGAGUUCUACGUGCUGCACGCCAAGAGCAUCGCGUUCCCCGAGCUCGCGAUCCCCGCGAUCGUGCUCGCGAAGCGCGCCGUCAAGAAGAGCAAGAACGCCAAGCUGAACAAUGCGAUGGAGGUGCUGGUGGGCAAGCUCGAGGCGAACAGCAGGUAUGUGCAGGAGCGGCGGAGCGGCGUGGAGUUCGCGCCGGAUAGGGUGGCGGAGGCGGAGGCGUUUAUGAGGGAGGUGGAGUGGGAGAGGACGCCGUUGGGCGCGUAUGUGGUGAGUCAGAGGAAGGUGAGGGAGGAGAAGAUGAAGAUGUUGGAGGAGAGUAUGAAGGAGGAGAGGGGGAGGGGGAGGGAGGGGGAUGAUGAGGAGGAGGAGGAGGAGGUGUUGGGGGUGGAUGCUAGUGAUGAUGAGGAGGAUGGCAAUGAUGAUGAUGAGGAGGAGGAGGAAGAUGAGGAGGAGGAGGAGGAGGACGAUGAGGAGGACGAUGAAUAG
Messenger RNA from Morchella sextelata, 2349 nucleotides. RefSeq lists its product as uncharacterized. NCBI's taxonomy places the organism in Eukaryota, Fungi, Ascomycota, Pezizomycetes, Pezizales, Morchellaceae. The record is from RefSeq and is a predicted model, not a curated record. The transcript has 2 exons. The coding region runs from base 1 to 2349 and encodes 782 amino acids. Gene Ontology annotation, biological process: ribosomal large subunit biogenesis. Gene Ontology annotation, cellular component: Noc1p-Noc2p complex; Noc2p-Noc3p complex; nucleoplasm.